CCGACAGUGAGAGCGAGAUGGCAGCUGUCCUGGGGAAGUGUGCGCGUCUUUCUGCCGCCGUGUCGCGAAAUGUAAGCCCUUUCAGCGGUCUGUUGGGGGUGCAAGGAAUCAGUGCACGUGUCUCAAGGCUGCACACGUCCCCGGGAAAACUGACAGCCAAGUUCCAGAAAGGGAGGCACCAAAAAGUUUUGCUUGGCGGCGUGGCAGCCGUCGCUGGCGUUGGUGUUCUGGUUUACUUCAAAAAAUCAAGAUUCUGGAUUUUACACGCAGCGAGUGGUGAACUACAGGGAGGAGACAGGAAGGCGGGACUGCCAGAGUACAGCCUGAAAGAUGUCGAGAAACAUAAAGGAAAUGGCAGUCGCAUCUGGGUGACGUACAAACAUGGCGUCUAUGAUAUCACCGAAUUUAUAGAUCUGCACCCUGGAGGAGAAAAGAUAAAGCUUGCUGCAGGUGGCUCAUUAGAACCAUUUUGGCAUUUGUAUGCUGCACACAAAAAACCUGAAGUCUACGAAAUCUUGGAGACUUAUCGCAUAGGGAACUUCAAGGAUGCUGGAAAGGUUGCUUUGAAGGACGCUAGCGACCCAUAUCGAUUUGAUCCAGAUCGCCAUCCAGCACUCAAGCGAAACACAGAAAAGCCAUUCAACGCAGAGAGCCCACCAGAACUUUUGGUGGAUAAUUUCAUCACUCCUAGCAGUUUAUUUUUUGUACGGAAUCAUCUGCCAGUGCCUGAGGUGGAUAUGAAAAAGUACAGAUUAGUGAUUGAAGUCCAGGGCAAGAAACCAAUUUCACUUUCUCUGCAGGACCUGAAGAAGAAAUACAAAAAGCAUACAAUUACGGCAACACUCCAGUGUGCUGGGAACCGCAGGAAAGAGAUGUCAAGUCAAAGACCUGUCAAGGGACUGUCUUGGACUUUCACUGCCAUCAGCAAUGCCGAAUGGUCUGGUGUCCUCCUAGUGGACGUUUUGAAGGCUGCAGGUGUCUCCCUCGAUGAUCCCAAAAACUGCCACGUACAAUUUGAGGGUCUUGACAAGGACGAGUCAAACAACCCGUAUGGUGCUUCUGUACCCAUUGAGAUAGCAAUGAACCCUUUCAGAGAGGUUCUCUUGGCUUAUGAAAUGAAUGGAGAGGAUAUCCCCACCGAUCAUGGGUAUCCUGUCAGAGUGAUUUGCCCCGGGAUAGCAGGAGCCCGCAAUGUGAAAUGGCUGUCAAAGAUUGUGGUUAGUCCCGAUGAGAGCCCCAGCUUCUGGCAGCAGAGGGAUUACAAAAGUUUCAGUCCAUCCAUCGACUGGGACACAGCGGACUUCUCAAAGUCUCCAGCUCUGCAGGAUUUUCCCAUCACAUCUGCCAUUUGCGUCCCCAGCGCGGGGCAGAAAAUUGAUGGCGAAGAUGGUGAGAUUACUUUGAAGGGCUAUGCCUGGAGCGGAGGUGGACGAGGCAUCAUGCGUGUCGAUAUUUCAGCCGACGGCGGAAAGACUUGGCAAGUUGCCAGUCUUCAAAAACCUGGCCAGAGGCCCUAUCAGGAGUGGUCUUGGACCCUCUGGGAAGUGGACGUCCCCAUCCCUGAGGGUUUCAAAGGGAACAUGGAGCUGAUAUGCAAGGCUGUGGAUUCCUCGCACAAUGUUCAACCCGACUCUGUAGCUGGAAUAUGGAACCUGAGAGGACUAAUGAAUAACUCAUGGCAUAGAAUUAACGUGGAGGUGAAUUAGAUAAAAUUUGAUUCAGACCAUUAAUUUUUUGUCACAUCAGAGUAUCAGAGAUUACUAAAAUUCAUCUCUCAGUUGCAAUAAAAAAACGUCAGGUUUUCUUCUUUUGGAGAUAACAUUGGUUGUAUCCAGUCUUACCUUUGCUGUGGAGCAACCUCUACUGUCUUUGUUGUUGUUGAUUUAUAAUUUAUUUUUGUCUCCAUUGAUUUGGGAGCAGGAAAAAAUUAUUUCUUGUCAGAGAAAAAAAUGUGAUUUGGUGGGAAUAUCCCAUAUAGGAUGACUCAACUUUAAUUAUUAUAAAAUUAUUGAUUGAUAAUAUUAGAUAAUAUCUCUUGUGGUUAAUGACAGCAAUGAAAACUGUUUUCUUUUCUUAUUUAAGGUGGUUGAUCUGUUUUUGGUAAUGUUUUAAUACAUACAAGGUCAUUUUUUAAUCAUUAAUAGGAUAAUUUUAUCUUACUUUUUUAUGAGUGACAAAAAUGAACAGGCUAGUUUCUUUUUUGAUGUUUUUAUCUAUCAGUUGCUUGCUCUUUCUACACAUUGAUAUUGAACUUAUAUAAACUCAAUAAAGAAUUGUAAUUGUAGCAUUGUUCAUGGAAUUUAGAAAGCAUAGUUUCCAUCA
This is a messenger RNA of Lingula anatina, 2322 nucleotides long. RefSeq names its product sulfite oxidase. The record is from RefSeq and is a predicted model, not a curated record. Gene Ontology annotation, cellular component: mitochondrion. Gene Ontology annotation, biological process: sulfur compound metabolic process. NCBI's taxonomy places the organism in Eukaryota, Metazoa, Brachiopoda, Lingulata, Lingulida, Lingulidae. Gene Ontology annotation, molecular function: molybdopterin cofactor binding; sulfite oxidase activity; molybdenum ion binding.